Messenger RNA from Vollenhovia emeryi, 2915 nucleotides. Its product is annotated as glucose dehydrogenase [FAD, quinone]-like. The record is from RefSeq and is a predicted model, not a curated record. Bases 805 to 2700 code for a protein of 631 amino acids. Gene Ontology annotation, molecular function: flavin adenine dinucleotide binding; oxidoreductase activity, acting on CH-OH group of donors. The transcript has 4 exons. NCBI's taxonomy places the organism in Eukaryota, Metazoa, Arthropoda, Insecta, Hymenoptera, Formicidae.
ACGCAGUCGGUCCGAUAAGAUUCUAAUAAAUAAAAAGACAGAACAUAAUUAAAAGAUAGCGCAGUCAAACAAAUUAAAAGUGUAAUAUACAAUAAAACGCAGGUGUAUAAAGUAAAAACGCAAAUAAAUUAAACGCAUUAAGUUGACAGAAAAUACUGUAACAAACAAAAGAAAACCUAGUGAAUUGAUAAAUUAGUGCCUCGAAGUAGGAAGAAAGAAAGGUAUGUGCUUACCUAUAGCCAUGUUGGACUGUGUAGGUGAAGAGAAGUAAUGACGAUAAUUUCCUAUAUUGAAUUCUCUCUCUACCUCACAAUAAUCUUGUCACCCCCUCCUCUUUCUCCCUAUGUUUACCCCUUCCUCUACCGACUUAUUUUUAUACUCGACAUUUAAUUGUUCGUUACCCGUCAUUAUUUCUCUUCACCUACACAGUCCAACAUGGCUAUAGGUAAGCACAUAUAUGUUAUUAAAAACACUACUAUCCUGUUCUGGCUCUGAGCCCUUUAUUUCAUUUACUUACUUGUUUUGUCAAAUUGUGUGAGUUUCCCGGGAGCUCAGCGAAACGAAUUCCUUGGAAGCUUGUUUUGUCGAAUUUUGUAAGCUCCCCAGGAGCUCAGCGAAAUGAAUUCCGUAGGAGCUUAAUCGGAGCUUUGUGCUGUGUGGGAAUUAUCCAUCUGUUCAGUCGUACAAUAAUAAGAUAAAUAUGUAAUAUACAUAUAGUGAUAUAUUAGUGCAUUUGAAUUCACACAUGUGUUUCACAAAUUACAAAUUCCAGUUGUUGACUGCAAGGCGGGAAAAUAUUAAAAAAUGAGUAUCGAAAACUUUCUGGCACAAGGUUUGACUUCAGCAUCCGCGAGCGGACUUUCGUUAUUCUUUCCGUUUCUCGCUGCGACGAUUGCCUAUCUUCAUUACGAAGCGCUGGAUGAUGAAGAGCCGCCGAUCAACGUACCAUCAGAAAUGCUAUUACCCUCCUAUGAUUUUGUGAUAAUAGGUAGUGGUAGUGCCGGAGCCGUAGUUGCCAGUCGUCUAUCCGAGAUCGAGGACUGGAACGUAUUAUUGCUGGAAGCAGGCGGUGGCGAAACCGAGAUGUCGGACGUACCUCUAUUUGCUGGUUAUUUGCAACUAAGCCAACUCGAUUGGCAAUAUAAGACCGAGCCGCAGGGUGAUGCCUGCCUAGCGAUGGAGAACAACCGCUGCAAUUGGCCGAGGGGCAAGGUGCUGGGCGGCAGCAGCGUGCUCAACUACAUGCUGUAUCUAAGAGGUAAUAGUCGCGAUUACGAUAUCUGGGAGCAGCAAGGGAACCCUGGCUGGGGCUCGCGCGACGUCUUGCAUUACUUUAAAAAAUCAGAGGACAAUCGGAACCCUUACUUGGUUCGCACGCCGUAUCAUUCCAGCGGUGGAUAUUUAACGGUGCAAGAGGCACCGUGGCAUACACCGCUAGCGGCGGCCUUCGUCCAGGCUGGUCACGAGAUGGGCUACCAGAUUCGCGACAUCAACGGCCAAUUUCAAACGGGCUUCAUGAUCGCCCAGGGCACCAUCAGGCGCGGCAGUCGUUGCUCAAGUGCAAAGGCUUUUUUGAGACCCGCCAGACUCAGGAAGAAUCUGCACGUGGCGAUGCACGCGCACGCCACCAAGGUGCUGAUACAACCCAAAACCAAGCAUACCUACGGGGUGGAGUUCGUCAGAGACGGCAAGGUCUUUCAUAUACGUGCAAAGCGGGAAGUAAUUGUGUCCGGGGGCACGAUAAAUUCCGCUGCGCUAUUGAUGUUGUCGGGGAUCGGGCCGAAGGAACAUUUGCGAGAGCUCGGGAUUCCCACGAUUCAAGACAGUAGGGUGGGUUACAAUUUGCAAGACCACGUCGGGCUUGGGGGUUUGACGUUCAUGGUUAACAAAGAGAUUUCGAUGGUGGAGAAGCGGCAGCAAAAUGUCCAGGCGAUAAUGCAGUACGCUGCGCUGGGUGACGGGCCGCUAACGGUGCUAGGAGGCGUCGAGGGGAUCGCCUUCGUCAACACCAAAUACGCGAACGCUUCGCUCGACUUCCCCGACAUCGAGCUACACUUCGUUUCCGGCUCGACCAAUUCAGACGGAGGAACGCAGAUAAGAAAAGCGCACGGACUAACGAAGCAGUUCUACGACGCCGUUUUUAAGCCGAUCGACAACAAGGACACGUGGAGCGUGAUCCCCAUGUUGCUGCGACCAAAGAGUCGCGGCGUAAUCAAGCUGCGCAGCAAAAACCCGUACGAUUACCCUCUCAUCUAUCCAAAUUACUUCAAGGAACCCGAGGACAUCGCCACGUUGGUCGAGGGUGUCAAGAUCAGCGUGGCCCUGAGCAGAACUGAAGCCUUCAAGCAAUUCGGGAGCGAGCUCAACUCGCAGCAGUUUCCUGGAUGCGAGCACACACAGCUGUACACCGAUUCUCACUGGGAAUGCAUGAUUAGGCACUACAGUGCCACGAUAUAUCACCCUGUGGGCACUUGUCGCAUGGGCCCCUACUGGGACCCCGAGGCCGUCGUUGAUCCGCAGCUCAGGGUCUACGGUGUGACUGGGCUUCGUGUGAUCGAUGCCUCAAUUAUGCCUAACCUGGUGAGCGGAAACACCAAUGCUCCUACGAUCAUGAUCGGUGAGAAAGGGUCUGAUCUCAUCAAAGAGUAUUGGUUGAAGCAGAAGAGUAGAUCCGAGCAGCAGCCUAGGUACAAACAAUAAAACGCGCACGUCUUCGGAUUACGGAUGACGACAGGGUGACAGGGUGCGCGAUGCAUAUGUAUAAUAUAAUAUUAUACACCGAGUACACUAGUGCCGUUGGCAUAAGAGGCGUGGAAAACUUUGGAGAAGAAACUUUGGGACUUUACUACAUUUCUUUAUACGUACAAGCCAUAUUAGUGUAAGAAUAUAAAUAUACAAUUCGAAUCUGCAUGCAA